Messenger RNA from Bathycoccus prasinos, 2454 nucleotides. RefSeq lists its product with no specific name. Lineage: Eukaryota; Viridiplantae; Chlorophyta; Mamiellophyceae; Mamiellales; Bathycoccaceae. The transcript has a single exon. The coding region runs from base 1 to 2454 and encodes 817 amino acids. Gene Ontology annotation, molecular function: hydrolase activity, acting on carbon-nitrogen (but not peptide) bonds. The record is from RefSeq and is a predicted model, not a curated record.
AUGUCUGCGCUUUCCUUACUUUUUGUCUUCCUUUCUCUCUCUUUGCGAAACAACACCAUCAUGUCCGACGACGACGACGCGAAGAAAAAGGUCAAGACAGCGAAGAAGAAGAAGGAGAAGGAGACGAAAAGAACUUUCGCGAAUAAGAUUUUCGAUCGUUUUGCCGCGUUGCCGCGAGAGUAUAAGUGUGCCUUUUUUCUCGUCCUCCUCGCGGUGGUCGUUUUCCCUUUAACGACCUUAAAAGAGCGCUUUGAUGAGAAGGAAAAAAAGUGUCCAUUUGGCUUCCAAUCGAGAUCAAAUGUGAACUUUGAGUCUGAUUUACCUUCCUGGCAUCCAAAGCUGGUGUCUUACGACGUCGAAGGCGUAAACAACCUCGAGGUUGGUCCUCCGAUGUUGAAGAAAAACGAGAUUGCAAAAUUCGACGACAUAAUAGUUUACAGAGGGCAUUUUUACGUGAAAGGCAAACUGGAGCAAAAAAAGACGCAAUCGACACAACUGGUCGAGGACGAGAACGAGCUCCCGUGGGACCGAGAGGAGAGGAAAGCGAACGAGAUGCUCGAAAAGGAAAAGAGCAAAAAGGAGAAAAAAAAGAAAGACGUGGGAGAACGCAUCGCGGAUAGGUUCUUUCCGCUCGGAGGGACUUCGAAUUCGUACGCGAAAGCGGUCGCGAUGAACAACCGAACGAAACGAAUCAUGAGCGUCGCGAGCACGGAGGAAAAAGCAAAGAAGAUGAUUGAAACCUUUAGGAGCGUAGGAGUGACAGUAACUGAAGUCGUAGUGACGGAGAAUGGAGACGAGAGUAAGUUGAUUGUGCCUGGAUUUCACGAUUCGCACACACACGUUUUAUCGUUGGCUUUGAAGAGAGAGUUCGAGGUGGAUUUGUCCGACGUCGAAACGAAGAAAGAGUUCGUGACGAGGUUGAAAAUGAAGGAAAGGAGUUGGGCGCCUUUUCCACAGUUCAGCGAAGAGUGGAUUGUUGCCAGUGGCUACGACGAUGGUAAGAUACUCAGAGAGGACGGAAGGCUGGAUUUACCGUAUAAAGGGUGGAUCGACGACAUCUCCAAUCCCGUAAUCGCGUUUCGCGCGGAUAUGCACACGGCGAUUGUCAAUCAAGCCGGGUUUCGAAAAGCUAACGUGCGAUGGGCGGACGUGAAGAAAAACACGACCCACGAGUAUUACAGGCGGUUUCGCGAUUACAUCGAUUUCGAUACGGGUGAAGUCAAAGAUGACGCCAUGCAGUUGUUUCAAAAAGUCCUACCGAAAAGAACGAAGAAAGAACGGAAGAACGCUUUGAAACGAGCGCUCGCGCCGCUUUCAAAGUUAGGGAUAACGAGAGUGAGCGAUUUUGGCGCCAUCGAUGCGUUACAGGCGUAUGAUUUUGAACUUUCCAGAAGCGACUAUAUGAUUUUGAGGGAGUUAGAUAACGAAAUGCGGCCUCACGGUCUUCCUUUGAGAGUGAAUUGUUACUUGCCGUUUGACGACUGGCAGUUUGCCGCGUUGGAGCAAGAAAGAGGGAACGGAGCGUUUUUUCAUUACACCGGAUACAAAGGGAACGAAUUGCGGCAAAAAGAAUUGAACUUGGAUCAGACGAUACGGUCAAACGUGCGCAUCGCCGGCGUGAAGUUAUUUCUAGACGGAAGUCUCGGCGCAAAUACGGCAAAAUUUCACGAGCCGUAUAACAGUGGUUUCACGAAAACCAGUCACACGGCGACGGGAAUGUUUGUCCGAGACGUCCAACACGCGAAACAAAUAGCGAUCCUAGCGGAUAAAGCGGAAUUGCAAAUUGCUGUGCAUGCCAUUGGCGACGCCGCCGUGGACGCGGCUUUAGAUAUGCUCGAAACGAUUGAGAAAACGAACGGAAAAAGGGAUCGACGGUUUCGAAUCGAACAUAUUCAACACUUGAGCGGCGACGGAAGCAUCGAAAAUUUAAACUUGAAAACAGAAACCGUCGAGGCGCGCAUUAAGCGAUUAAAACCGAUCGCCUCGGUGCAGCCAUUGCAUUUAGCAUUAGACUCGGAAAGAGCACUCGUGGAGAAACUUGGACGCUCGAGAAUGGAACGAACUCACAUGUAUAAAUCGUUGAGCGAAUUAACCACCAUCGCGUUCGGCUCGGACGUUCCCAUCGCGCCUGCGAAUCCACUCGAAGCCAUCUUACAAGCCUCCACAAAACGAACGUUGAACAAAGAAGGUCAGUCUAUGAGUGUAGAGAUGGCGUUAGAAGCGCAAACGAUUGGUGGCGCGCGAGCGUCGUUCAACGAAGACGCUUUCGGUGGUUUCUUCAACGGCGCCCUGAUGGAUUUUGUCGUAUUGAAGAAGAAGAGUAGCGCAACUAGCAAUAGUAAAGAAAAAGAAGAAUCAAAAGAAGAAGAACGAGGGGAGGAGGAGAUCAUCGACGAUCGCUCCAUCGUUUAUGAAACCUGGGUUGGCGGACGCAAAGUGUAUUCAACCGCGUAA